AUGAUCCUCUACUCCCUAUUCGUGCUCAUUCUCUAUGAGACAUCGCUCGUCUCUCCGUUCGGCACCGUCUGCAUCGGACUGUGUCACUGCGUCGGCGACGUCGUCGACUGCUCCUCCCUCGAUCUUCCGGACGUCCCCUCCUCGAUUCCCAACAACACCCGGGUUCUUCUGCUCUCAGACAAUGAGAUCGAGUCGAUCGACAAGACCCGUCUGCGAGGCUUUUACUUCCUGCAAACACUGUGAGACAGCCACUGCGGCGCCUUCCGAAUUAUCCGAUCCGUUUCAGAGAUCUCUCGAACAACAUCAUUCGGCACAUCGACACGGACUUUUUCGCAAACUUGCCCAAUCUACGAGUAUUGUGAGCUUUCGAUUAUGACUUUGAUUCCCGCUCAAAGUGUUGAAGAAUCCAUAAAUUCCUAGUUUUCCUGUUAUCAGUUCUCGUGACUUUCACGCGAUCGGAAAUGUUUUUGCCAAAAAAGUGCUGAGUUUAAAAGCCCCAAUCAAAAAAAAAGAAAGUGUUUGAGCACAGUAAACAGGAAGGAAUUUUGCAGGAAUUUACGCAAAAAUCGUCUCUCACGCAUUCCACACGGCAAUCAUCUAGAUCACCUCGAAAAGUUGGAUUUGUGAGUGGAAUGACAGCGAACGGAUCUCAACGAAAUUUCUUUAUUCAGAAGAUCCAACCUGGUUUCAACUGUCACUCCGGAUGAGUUCAGUCGGUUGGCGGGCAUCCGAUCGGUCGAUUUGUCCCGGAAUCUCAUCUCGUACUUGCCCAAACCGAGCCCUUAUUCAAGAGUUUCAAUUGAGAAGCUGUAGGUGUUUCCUGUUCGAUUCCCCUUACAUUUCCGUCACAGAGACCUCGCUUCCAACUCGAUAACGGACAUCGGAUCCGAUUUGUUUUCCUCGUUCACCUCGCUAGUUUCCCUCAAACUUGCUAGAAAUCACAUUACUUCUCUAAAGCAGUUUUCCUUUUCAAGACUUCGAAAGUUGGAAUCAAUGUGAGUCUGCUUGUGUCCAAUGCUUCUUUCAAUGUCAUUCAGUGACCUCACCCGAAAUCUGAUCCGUGAAGUCCGUUUCCUUGCAUUCAAUCAGCUGCCUUCCCUCCAGAAUGUGAGUCUUGCGAAGAACGACGUCUACCGGCUGGACGAUGGAAUGUUCUACGCGUGCGAGGGAUUAAGCCGUCUGAACCUGUCGACCAAUCGAGUUCAGUCAGUCACCGAAGGAUGGAUGUUCGGACUGACCAGCCUGGAAGUGCUGUGAGUUCUCCCGGUUCUUCUUAUAUUUGUAAAACCAUCAAUUCCCUUCUAGAGAUCUAUCCUUCAACCAAAUACAGUCAUUUCACACCAGUUCCUGGACGCACACUCCCAAAUUGAAAUGGCUUUCUCUUCAUUCGAACAGGAUCCAGUCCCUUCCAUCUGGCUCAUUUCGUGCUCUUCGGCAGCUCGAAGAACUCAUACUUUCCGCGAACUCGAUCGACAGUCUUCAUAAGUUUGCACUGGUUGGAAUGGAUAAUCUGCACAAGUGAGUGUUUGAUAUCAUAGAAAAACAUAGAUGAAUGAUUUGCAGACUGGAUCUGUCUUCGAAUACUUUGGCAGUCUGCGUGGAGGACGGAGCCGUGCUCUACAACACUUCCAUGCCCUUCCUCCGUUCACUUCGAUUCACGAACAACCAGCUGCGAGUGAUACCCAAAAAAGCGUUUGAACGAUUCCCAGCUCUUGAAGAGCUCGACCUCACGGAUAAUCCAAUCGCGACCAUCCAUCCAGAAGCAUUCGAACCACUGGAACUGAAAAAACUGUGAGUUCAAUUCGUUUGAUUCUUCUUUAUCAGUCGGGUAUUGUCCAGUGUCAUGAACUCCUCCUCAAUUCUCUGUGACUGCCAAAUCGCGUGGCUCGCCUCUUGGAUCUACCGCCUGAAGCUCGACAAGUCGUCCAUCGUGGCCAAGUGCUCCUAUCCUCUUCCUCUCGCCGAUUUAGACGUCGUGGCAAUUGAUACCGCCAAUCUCACGUGCUUUGAUGAUUCCCCAAGAGCGAAGAUCGUCAGACAACCUGACGAAGUGAAAGCCCUUUUGGGGGAAAGAGCUCGGUUCACUUGCAAUGUUUACGGGGAGAGCCCGUUGAGCAUAGAGUGGAGAGUUAUGGAGAACGGUCAGCCGAGGGUUCUCGCUCAGGACUCGGCCACGUUUAUCAGUGUCAACUCGACUGCAGUUGUGAACGGAACGACUGACGGUCGGGAACUCGCAGCGGCCGAGCUCGUGCUCGACAACGUGGCAAUGACGGACAACUCAGAGUAUCAGUGCGUGGCCAGGAAUCGGUUUGGCUCCGACUUCUCGAGUCACGUUAAACUACAUGUAAUGAGUCAUAUGUUUUCACUAUUCCCCUUCUCUAUUUCAGGUUUACCAGGCUCCUAAAUUCGCAUUCACUCCGUCUGAUAUGUCUCUUCUUGUCGGUCAAACUGCGAAAUUCCUGUGUGCGGCCGGAGGAACUCCCCGUCCAGAAGUGAAAUGGGCAUUCGACAGGGGUCUCUUUCCGGCUGUGGAGGCUCGGAGACUCUAUGUGAAACCGAACGACGAUCACAUUUACAUAAUGAAUGUAACUGUGAGCGAUCAGGGGGUGUACACGUGUCAUGCAACCAAUGUGGCCGGACAGAUUCAAGUCAGCGCAAAGCUUCGCGUGUUUGGUACGCUGAUUAGAAGGGAUCUAUCCUGGACGAGCGGUACUUUCUUCUUCUUAGAUUUCUUUUUAGUACCGCCGAUUCCACCAAAGUACUGCUCAUCCAGGAUAGUGACAUUAGAAGUACGUGUUCAAGGAGAAAGUAUUCAGAUAACACAUUCCAAACGGAGCCCGAACCGCAGUCCGUCAAAGAGGGAGAGUCCCUGGUGGUCGACUGCUCUGUUAAUUUGAUUCGCGAUGUGCAACGGAUCAUUUGGAAACGAGACCAGCAAGUGAUUCUGUUCCAGUCCAGAGCUCAAUUCUCCAAAUACGACCAAAUCCUCACACUGACCCAGACGACGUUCUCCGAUUCUGGAGAAUACUCGUGCGAAUUAUGGGUCGAGGAUACAAUGCUGCUCAGAAAAGUGACACCAGUCAAAGUUCUGUCAGCAAAUGGUAUUCGAAACGGGAUAAAUGCUGAAAUCAAAUUGAGUUUUCCAGAAUAUGACUCACCAGAGAGCUCUUUGUCGCAAAGAGCGAAUCAAAUCAAAGCAAUGGCUGCAAAAUGGGCGAAAAGUAUGAACUCAACCGGCAACGGCUUCUAUCUGAUGGCCUCUUGCUCCGCAUUCGGACUGUGAGCUACACCUUCUCGCUAAUAUUUAAAAAACAAUUGCAGAAUGAUUCUGGGGGUGUUCACCUCAAUCUUCGUCUGCCUCAUCAAAUAUCUGUGUCAUCAGGAUGCGUCCAUCAAGAUCCAGCCAGUGCCUGUAUAA
Messenger RNA from Caenorhabditis sp. 36 PRJEB53466, 3418 nucleotides. Lineage: Eukaryota; Metazoa; Nematoda; Chromadorea; Rhabditida; Rhabditidae. The record is from the annotation of a GenBank genome assembly.